Nematocida homosporus is the source of this 1410-nucleotide messenger RNA. RefSeq names its product adrenodoxin-NADP+ reductase. The record is from RefSeq and is a predicted model, not a curated record. Gene Ontology annotation, molecular function: oxidoreductase activity. The transcript has a single exon. Bases 1 to 1410 code for a protein of 469 amino acids. Lineage: Eukaryota; Fungi; Microsporidia.
AUGAGUCUCUGCCUAGUAGGCGCCGGUCCAGCUGCCGCUUAUUUCUUACAAGAGAUUCUCAAAAGAAACACUAAUCUCCAAAUCGAUGUCUUUGAAAAGAAUCCGUAUACACUCGGACAUUUACGCACUAGUGUAGCUCCCGAUCAGUAUGGGGUCCGACAAACCAUUCCCCAUCUAGAAACCGUUUUCCAGCACCCACGUGUCAAGCUCUUCACCGGAGUUGAAGUAGGCAAGGACAUUCAACUAAGCCAAAUCCAGCACCACUACUCAGCCAUUGUUCUAGCUACAGGUGCACAAGCCCCACAAAGUCUUACUAUUCCCGGGGCCCAUCUAACUAUCUCAGCCGAUAAGCUCAUGAAACAAAUCAACAAUUUUCCUUCCCCACCUACUAUUCCUCCCCUGCAAGGCCAUAUAGCUAUCAUCGGUAAUGGCAAUGUCUCCCUAGACAUAGCUCGCAUUCUUCUCAAAGCCAACACACUUAAAUCCACUUCCAACUACUUAGCCAAUACCCAAGUCAACAAAAUCACCAUCAUCGGCCGCAAUUCUCCUCUCCAGGCCAAAUUCACUCCACCCGUUCUAGCCGAAACUCUACCAGCCGCCCAAAAAGUCACAAUCUCCCCGGCAACUCUUCAUUGGAUGCACACUCUUCCACCCCAACCCCGUCCACAACAGCGCAAGAUAGACCUUCUCCACCGAGCAGCCACAUCUACCCCCACUAAUUCAACCAACUCAACCACUACCACCCCCACUAAUUCAAAUACAUUACCACCCAAGGAACUUGAGUUUCUCUUCUGGCAAACCCCCAUCCAAAUCAUCGCCCCACCAACACCCUCUAAUUCAGUAUCAUCUAACUCAGUACCAUCUAACUCAGUAUCAUCUAAUUCAGUAGCAUCCCCUCUCCAACUAGUCACCAGAACAUCAUCCAAUACCAACAACACUAACAAUAUCACAUCUACUAAUACCACUAACACUAACAAAACCAACACAUCUACUAAUACCACUAACACUAACAAUAUCACAUCUACCAACACUAACAAAACCAACACUAACAAAACCAACACAUCUACCAAUACCAAUACCAACACUAACAAAACCAACACAUCUACUAAUACCAAUACCAACACUAAUACCAAUACCAAUACCAACACCAACACAUCCUUAUCAAACCAAACCCCACCAAACCAAACCUCAUCAUUAUAUAACACCAUAUCCACUUCUAAAUACACUGCCAUCAUUGCGGCCCUCGGUUAUAAACCCUAUACUUCCCUCUCUCUAGACAAACAUCUAACUAAAAACUUAACCAUCCCAGUAUACCAACUCGGAUGGACCAACCAACAAGCUCAAGGCAACCUCAGUGACGCUUUUAUUACCUCUACUACUCUAGCCAACCAUCUUUCCCGCCUGAUUUAG